Messenger RNA from Dictyostelium discoideum AX4, 1935 nucleotides. It is a transcript of the gene ilvB, whose product is annotated as thiamine pyrophosphate-binding enzyme family protein. The transcript is spliced from 2 exons. NCBI's taxonomy places the organism in Eukaryota, Evosea, Eumycetozoa, Dictyosteliales, Dictyosteliaceae. Gene Ontology annotation, molecular function: thiamine pyrophosphate binding; catalytic activity; magnesium ion binding. The record is from RefSeq and is a predicted model, not a curated record. Bases 1 to 1935 code for a protein of 644 amino acids.
AUGUUAUUGGAACAAGAAAAUAUUACAAAAGGAGCUGUUAUAGCAGCAAGUGUUGGAUCAGUUUUAUUCUCAUUAUAUUUUUUAGAAAAUAGAAAUAUUAUUGAUUGUGAUGGUCAAAUUAUCAAUUUUAAAUUUCAAAAAAGUUCAAGUGGUGGUGAAUUAGUUGCAAAUGUUUUAUCAAAACAAGGUGUUAAAUUUUUAUUCACAUUAACUGGUGGUCAUAUUGCUCCAAUUUUAGUUGAAUCUGAUAAAAUUGGUAUUAGAGUUAUUGAUGUAAGACAUGAAUCAACAACAGUAUUUGCAGCAGAUGGUGUCUUUAGAUUAACAGGUAUACCAGGUGUUGCAGUUGUAACAGCAGGUCCAGGAUUAACAAAUACUAUAACAGCAGUAAAGAAUGCACAGAUGGCACAAAGUGGUGUUGUUUUAAUAGGUGGUGCAACAAGUGAUUUAUUGAAAGGAAAAGGAUCAUUACAAGACAUUGAUCAAUUUGCAUUACUUAGACCACAUGUUAAAUGGUGUUCACAUGUUUCAACUAACAGUGAUAUCGUACCAAUGUUGGAGAGAGCAUUCUAUGAGGCACGUAAUGGUACACCGGGUCCUGUGUUUGUUGAAUUCCCAAUCGAUGUUCUAUAUCAAGAGUCAGUGGUUAGGGGAUGGUAUUUAAAGAAUCAAGAUCAAGCAAAAUCAUUGGCAUCACGUGUAAUAAAUAUGUAUAUGUCAUAUCAUUUGAAGAAGAUAUUCUCAGCGAUCGAUAGUAAUAUAGUGAUUCAUGGUAGAGUGAGACAACAUCAAACUAGAGUUACCUCUGAUCACGUUUCAGCAUUACUAGCCCGAUUGGUUUCAAAUAAAGACGGGGCAUGUAAAAAGCCAGUGUUGAUCGUUGGUUCACAAGUUACAUUGAUUAAUGAUGCCUAUUCAAUUGAAUCGUUACAAAGAAGUGUUCAAUCAUUGGGUAUACCUGUUUUCACUAGUAGUAUGUCAAGAGGUUUAUUGGGUACAAGUCAUUCUAAUCUUUUUAGACAUUGUAGAUCUCAUGCAUUAAAGAAAGCAGAUUUGGUUAUUUUGGCAGGUGUAACAUGUGAUUUCCGUUUAAAUUAUGGUAGAUCAAUUAAUAGUCGUGCAAAGGUAUUCUCAAUCAAUAGGGAUUCAAUUGAUUUAUAUAAAAACAAGUCACCUAAUUAUCCAUACAGUUUAGAUCCUGGUUCAUUUUUAGUACAAUUGUCAGAGUCAAUCUCAGAGUUACCAUCAUCAGAUAGAUCUAUAAUCGAAUUGAAAUUUAGAGAUUGGAUUAAUGAAUUGACAAAUCUUGAUGUCUCUAGAAAUGUUGAUAUUGCCAAUAAAAUCAAUAUUCCACCAUCAAAAGAGGGUUUCUUAAAUCCAUUGAAAGCAUUGCAAAUGUUUGAUGAACAAUUACCACACAAAACCAUUAUGGUGGCUGAUGGUGGUGAUUUCGUUGGUUCUGCAAGUUAUAUCGUUCGUCCAAGAGCACCAUUAUCUUGGUUGGAUCCUGGUGUAUUUGGUACAUUGGGUGUUGGUGCUGGUUUUUCAAUUGCUGCCAAACUUUGUAGACCUGAUCAUCAAGUUUGGACAAUCUAUGGUGAUGGUGCUUUCGGUUAUAGUAUACCAGAGUUGGAUACAAUGGUACGUCAUAAAAUUUCAGUUGGUGCUAUCAUUGGUAAUGAUUCAGGUUGGAUUCAAAUCUUACGUGAACAACAAGAACAAUUAAAUAGUGAUGUUGGUUGUAAUUUAGCUUAUACUGAUUAUCAUCAAGUUGCAAUAGCAUUUGGUGGUAAAGGUUUUAAAUCAACAAAUGAAUCUGAAUUAAAAUUUGCUUUAGAAGAAUCAAAUAAAAUUUUAAAUCAAAAUCAACAACCAGUUGUUAUUAAUUGUAUAAUUGAACGUAAUGAUUUUAGAAAAGGUUCAAUUAGUGCUUAA